AUGUCCAGUAGAAAGAGAAAGGGGGACGAGUUGGAUGGAGUUUCAAAAAAGCAGAAGCAAGAAGAGGAAGAGGAGAAGAAUAAGCUCGAAGAACAAUUGAAGAACCAAAGUCAGUUGAUCUGGGGCGUUAAGGACAAACUGAAGAAGAACUGCUCGGCUAAUGACAUGAAGGAGCUGCUGAUUGCAAACGGACAAGACGUGCCAUCAGGAGAAGCUAAUCUGGUUGACCGUUUGGCCGAUGGUAUGGUUUUCGGGGCGCUUCAGCCGUGUAAGGAGUGCUCGGGCCAGCUGGUCUUCAAAGGAGACGCAUAUUACUGCACUGGGGACAUCUCGGCUUGGACCAAGUGUGUGUUCAAAACAAGAAUGCCUGUUCGCAGUGACUGGGUUGUUCCCAUGGAAUUUCAUGAGGUUCCUUUCCUCAAGAAAUUCAAAUUCAAGAAGCAAGACAGAGUGUUCCCCAAAGAGGCUCCAGCACCUGCCCCAGCGGAUGUUAAAGCUGAACCCAAGGCCAGUGCAUCCAGCGCACCAAUGGAAGCCAUGUUGGAGCCGACACCAGAUAAACCGCUCACUGGACUCAAGUUCUUGACUAUUGGCAAACUGACCAAAAACAAAGAUGAAGUAAAAGUUGUGGUAGAGGAGCUUGGUGGGAAAAUAACUGGGACCGCCAAUAAGGCUUCCUUCUGCCUCAGCACCAAAAAGGAAGUGGAAAAGAUGAGCAAAAAGAUGGAGGAGGUGAGAGAUGCCGGUGUGCGUGUCUUGGCUGAAGACUUUCUGACGGACAUAAAGUCCUCAGGCAAAGCCCUCCAAGAGCUGGUCUCCCUCCACGCCAUUUCCCCCUGGGGAGCCGAAGUCAAAGUGGAAAGCAAGGCUGCAAAGUCUGGAGCUGUGCCUGCCAAGAGCACGGGCCGAGUAAAGGAGGAGGAAGGCGGACACAAGUCUAAGAAGAUGAAACUUACUGUGAAGGGAGGAGCUGCUGUAGAUCCAGACUCUGGUUUAGAGAACAGUGCCCAUGUCCUGGAGCAGAGCGGGAAAAUGUACAGUGCAACUUUAGGACUUGUGGACAUCGUCAAAGGGAUGAACUCCUAUUACAAACUUCAACUGCUCGAGGACGACGUUCAGAAACGGUACUGGGUCUUCAGGUCGUGGGGCAGAGUUGGCACCACUAUUGGAGGAAACAAACUUGACAAGUUCCAUGACAAAAACUCUGCAUUGGAUAACUUCCUGGUUGUGUACAAAGAAAAGACGGGCAAUGACUGGAGUUGCUCUAAUUUCACAAAAUAUCCAAACAAGUUUUACCCACUGGAGAUUGAUUAUGGACAGGAUGAGGAGGCUGUUAAGAGGCUAACUGCCACUGCGGGCGUCAAAUCAAAACUGGCCAAACCAGUUCAGGAGCUGAUCAAGAUGAUUUUUGAUGUUGAGAGCAUGAAGAAGGCCAUGGUUGAAUUUGAGAUCGAUCUCCAAAAGAUGCCACUCGGAAAGUUGAGUAAAAGGCAGAUUCAAAGUGCAUAUUCUCUCCUCACAGACGUGCAACAGGCUGUAACUGAUAGUGUUGCCGAGUCACACAUAUUGGAUUUAUCCAAUCGCUUUUACACACUAAUACCUCAUGACUUUGGAAUGAAAAAGCCUCCACUUCUCAACAACCUUAACUAUAUUCAGGCCAAGGUUCAGAUGCUGGAUAAUCUGUUGGAUAUUGAAGUAGCAUACAGUUUGCUGAGAGGUGGCACCCAGGAUAAUGACAAGGAUCCCAUUGACAUCAACUAUGAAAAGCUUCAAACUAAAAUUGAGGUUGUCGAUAAGGCUACACAAGAGGCCGAUAUCAUUAUGCAAUAUGUAAAGAAUACCCAUGCAGCUACUCACAAUACUUACACACUGGAGGUGGAUGAAAUCUUCAAAAUUAAGCGAGAAGGUGAACACCAGCGCUAUCGUCCAUUUGAAGAACUCCACAACCGUCAGCUCUUGUGGCACGGAUCUCGAACAACUAAUUAUGCUGGAAUCUUGUCUCAGGGUUUGCGUAUUGCUCCUCCAGAAGCCCCAGUGACUGGUUACAUGUUCGGCAAAGGUGUCUACUUCGCCGACAUGGUCUCUAAAAGUGCUAACUACUGUCACACGUCACAGUCUGACCCUGUUGGGCUUUUGCUGUUGGGUGAAGUUGCUCUUGGAAACAUGCAUGAACUGAAAAAGGCAGCCCACAUUUCAAAACUGCCAAAGGGAAAACACAGUGUUAAAGGUAUGGGUCGAACUGCUCCAGAUCCAAGCGCUACAGUUACAUUAGAAGGAGUGCAAGUUCCUUUGGGAAAAGGAGUCGAUACAAACAUCGAAGACACAAGUCUUCUGUACAACGAAUACAUUGUUUAUGAUGUAGCACAAGUAAAUCUUAAGUAUCUUCUGAAGAUCAAAUUUAAUUACCAAACAUCUCUUUGGUGA
This is a messenger RNA of Knipowitschia caucasica, 2424 nucleotides long. Lineage: Eukaryota; Metazoa; Chordata; Actinopteri; Gobiiformes; Gobiidae. The record is from the annotation of a GenBank genome assembly.